Eriocheir sinensis (Chinese mitten crab) is the source of this 2721-nucleotide messenger RNA. It is a transcript of the gene Spg7, whose product is annotated as paraplegin-like. NCBI's taxonomy places the organism in Eukaryota, Metazoa, Arthropoda, Malacostraca, Decapoda, Varunidae. The transcript is spliced from 15 exons. The record is from RefSeq and is a predicted model, not a curated record. The coding region runs from base 211 to 2559 and encodes 782 amino acids. Gene Ontology annotation, biological process: mitochondrial protein processing; protein-containing complex assembly. Gene Ontology annotation, cellular component: membrane; m-AAA complex. Gene Ontology annotation, molecular function: ATP-dependent peptidase activity; metalloendopeptidase activity; zinc ion binding.
UAGCGGAGGUGAGUGACGUGACGGGCAGGGCGCCGCCGCUACUUCCCCGGGGCCUACUUAACACUCGGGCCACCGGGCGUGUGGAGGGGAGCGGCACGCUUGCUGGAUCUAAAGUUUGAUGUGCAGCACAGACUUAUGCGUUUAAUUUUUGGAAAACUAAACGAGCGUAACUGAUGAGGCUUGUACAGCACAUACACAGCUGACAGAAGGAUGGAAAGGGUGAGCGCCUCAGCAGCAAGGGCGGUGUGGAGCCGCGCGCGUGUGCUAUGCUCCCUCAUGCACAGGUGUACACUGCACAGGCCACAGACACACUCACAGAGAAACAUUGCCAUUCACUCACCAGUGAGGAAGACUUUCAUCCAGCGGUACAGACAGGCGCUGACCUCACCAGCAUGGACCAAGAUCAACCGGGAGUUUGUUGCUGUCACCAAACUCCUCGAAAGGUCUGGAGUAUCAGCAUCCCAGCAAGGAGAACUGUUGUGGCGCAGUUUCCACACCAGCCCACCUCAGUCCAACCAGCCGGGGCAGGGAGGAAUGCCGGGCCCAGGGGGUGGCCAGCCUCAGGGGAGCUCUGGUGGCAAUGGAAACAAGGACAAUGAUGAUGAGAAGAAGGGCAUGUUGGCCAAGGCUGCACUGUGGAUGUUGACGGCCUAUAUGUUUAUUGCCAUCAUUUCUCUCCUCUUCCCUGGCAGCAACCAACCUGAAGUGGCGCGUUAUGUAUCGUGGAAUGAGUUUGUGCACCAGAUGUUGGCUCGUGGAGAGGUGGAGGAGCUCAUCGUGCGGCCGGACCUGGACAUUGUGACCAUCAUCCUGCAAGAGGGAGCUGUCGUCAAGGGCAAGAAGAUAGACCAGAGGACAUUCCACAUGAACAUAGUGGACCUGCAGCAUUUUGAGGAGAGACUAAGGGAGGCAGAGAGUAAGCUGGGGAUCAGGACGGACCAGGGCAUCCCGGUGGUGUACGAGCGGAGCGGCGACACGGCCAGCCGCCUCUUGGCCUCCAUUAUCGUGGUGGCCAUCAUUGUCUCUCUCUUGUCUCGCAACAUGAACAUCCGAGGUCCACUUGGCAUGGAGGGAAUGAGCCAAAUGACCCGCGCCAAGUUCACCAUCAUUGACCCGCUACUGCCGGGCUCGGGGCGAGGAGUCAAGUUCGCUGACGUAGCCGGCGCCAAGGAGGCCAAGCAGGAGGUUAUGGAGUUUGUUGACUUCCUCAAGAAUCCUGACAAAUAUAGGACUCUUGGCGCUAAGGUUCCCAAGGGUGCACUUCUUCUGGGCCCCCCUGGCUGUGGCAAGACUUUGCUGGCCAAGGCUGUGGCCACUGAGGGCCACAUUCCCUUCCUGGCCAUGAAUGGUUCAGAAUUUACAGAAAUGAUUGGUGGCCUGGGAGCUGCAAGGGUCAGGGACCUGUUCAAAGAGGCAAAGAAGCGAGCGCCGUGUAUUGUGUACAUCGACGAGCUUGAUGCCAUUGGCCGUCAGCGUGCCAGUGGACAGUCUGGCUAUGACGGAGGGUCAGGAGAGUCUGAACAGACUCUCAACCAACUGCUUGUGGAGAUGGAUGGCAUUGGCUCCAAGGAGGGAGUGGUUCUGCUUGCCUCCACCAAUAGGCUUGACAUUCUGGACAAGGCACUCUUGAGGCCUGGGAGGUUUGACCGCCACAUCAUGAUGGACCUCCCCAACCAGGAGGAGAGGCGGGAGAUCUUUGAACACCACCUUAAGAGCAUCGUUUUAGAGAAGCCAGCCAGUUACUACUCUCGGAGGAUGUCUUCCCUCACCCUUGGAUUCAGUGGCGCUGACAUAGCCAACGUGGUGAAUGAGGCGGCCUUGCAUGCAGCCCGGUAUGGCAAAAAGGUGGUGACAGCCCUUGACCUGGAGUAUGCCGUGGAGCGUGUGGUUGGCGGCACAGAAAAGAGAUCACAGGCUCUGUCACCCGAGGAGAGGCGGGUUGUUGCCUACCAUGAGUCUGGUCAUGCCUUGUUGGGGUGGCUGCUGGAGCACACAGAUGCCCUUCUCAAGGUCACCAUUGUCCCAAGAACCAACCAGGCUCUUGGCUUUGCCCAGUAUGUGCCCAAGGAUCAAAAGCUCUUCACCCAACAGGAGCUCUUUGAAAAGAUGUGUAUGGCCCUGGGGGGCCGUGUUGCCGAAUCUCUGGUGUUCAACAGGGUGACCACUGGGGCUCAGAAUGACCUGGAGAAAGUCACCAAGAUGGCCUAUGCAAUGGUUCGUACUUUUGGGUUCAGUGAUGUGGUGGGGUUGGUGUCGUACCCUGACGAGGAGAACAGAGAGUAUGGGGUGAGGCCAUACUCUGAAAACUUAGAUGCUAUCAUUGACAAGGAGGUCUCUAGUCUCAUAUUUUCAUCUUAUAAGAAGACUGAAGAGGUUUUAAAAGCAAAUAUGGACAAGUUGAAAUUGCUGGCUGAGGCACUGCUGCAGAAGGAGACUCUGAACUAUGAUGACGUAAAGGCCGUGCUGGGACCGAUGCCGCACCAGAACAAGGUGGUUGUGGAGCCACUUCAGUUUGAAGGCGAGAUCAACACGUGGCGGGAAGCAGGCAAGCAGGGCUGAGCCCCAGCAACAUGUACAUAGUUGUGUAUACUCCUGACAGGAUCCUGUAUUUAAUGCAGAUUUGUAUAGUUCCUUCCUCAGUUGGUUGGCAGGAAAGUGCCUCAACAACUGGCAACAUUCUCUUCUGAAAAAAAUAAUAAAAUAGGUUUUGUAUUUACAAAA